Messenger RNA from Oldenlandia corymbosa var. corymbosa, 339 nucleotides. The record is from the annotation of a GenBank genome assembly. NCBI's taxonomy places the organism in Eukaryota, Viridiplantae, Streptophyta, Magnoliopsida, Gentianales, Rubiaceae.
AUGGCUGAAACAAACCAAAUUGCAAUUCCAGUUGUUGAACCUGAAGGUUCUGUUGAAACUGUGAAUGAAAAUGCUGUGGAUAAUCUAAUUGUCAACCCAUCUAAAGAUGUCAUUGUUACACCCCCAAACCAAAAAAAAAUGCCAGUUGUUGAACCAUCAGAUACUGUUGAAACUGUGAAUGAAAAUGCAGUUGACAAUCCAGUGGUGAAUCCAUCUGAAGAUGUCAUUGCUACACCACCAAAUGAUGUUGGUGCUACAGGUAUUCCCAUACUUGCUGCACAAAGAUACAUCGUUGACACCAAUGGAUUGAUUGAUACAAAAACAACCAUUUCACCAUAG